Kogia breviceps (pygmy sperm whale) is the source of this 915-nucleotide messenger RNA. NCBI's taxonomy places the organism in Eukaryota, Metazoa, Chordata, Mammalia, Artiodactyla, Physeteridae. The record is from RefSeq and is a predicted model, not a curated record.
AAGCAGUGGAGGAGACAGCAUGCCGGGCGGGCUGGCGCUCCGGGCAUGGGGACCCCGCGUGCACUGUGGCCACUUGUCUGGGCCGUGCUGCAGCUGGGCUGGCGGCCAGGAUGGCUCCUAGAUGCCCCCAGCAGGCCCUGGAGCCCCCUCACCUUCUCCCCGGCCCGGCUCACUGUGCCCGAGGGCGCGAACGCCACCUUCACCUGCAGCUUCUCCAGCAAGCCCGAGCACUUCGUCCUCAACUGGUACCGCAUGAGCCCCAGUAACCAGACGGACAAGCUGGCCGCCUUCCCCGAGGACCGCAGCCAGCCUGGCCGGGACCGGCGCUUCCACGUCACGCCGCUGCCCGGCGGGCGACGCUUCCAAAUGAGCAUUGUGGCCGCCCAGCGCAAUGACAGCGGCGUCUACUUCUGUGGGGCCAUCUACCUGCCCCCCAAGACGCAGAUCAACGAGAGCCGGCCUGCGGAGCUCACGGUGACAGAGGGGGUUGUGGAGCUGCCCACAGAACGCCCCAGCCCCCCACCCAGGCCCGAGGGCCAGUUACAGGGCCUGGUCACCGGCAUCACAAGCGCCCUGCUGGGGCUUCUGCUCCUGCUGACCUGGGUUCUGGCGGCCGUCUUCCUCUGGGCCACUCGAGGUAAGUGGGGUAGGGCUGCAGCCCAGCUGACCGGAAAGCCCCUGUGGGAGGAGGACUCCGCCGGGCCUGAACGCACCGUGGACUACGGGGAACUGGACUUCCAGUGGCGAGAGAAGACCCCGGAGCCCCCGGCCCCCUGUGUCCCUGAGCAGACCGAGUACGCCACCAUAGUCUUCCCGGGCAGGCCGGGCUCCCCAGGCCGCAGGGCUUCCGCGGACAGCCCGCAGGGGCCCCGGCCUCUGAGGACUGAGGACGGACACUGCUCCUGGCCCCUCUGA